Molecule: messenger RNA, 411 nt
Organism: Protopolystoma xenopodis
Lineage: Eukaryota; Metazoa; Platyhelminthes; Monogenea; Polystomatidea; Polystomatidae
Source: the annotation of a GenBank genome assembly
AUGAUUCUCCUUUACUCCCAUCUCUUUUGCCCAAACACUCGCCACUCUCGAUCUCGUUCGUUUGGCCUUCUUCCGCUGCGGCCAUGCACUCGGACACAGGGUCCUCCUGGCGACAGUGGACUCCAGGGCGGACCGGGCGCUGCCGGCCUGAAAGGGCCUCCGGGGGAUCCGGGCGACACCGGAGUCGACGUGCCCGGCGUCAAAGGGGACCAGGGCCUGCCGGGACUGAUGGGCCGCACCGGGAAACCGGGACCCGUGGGCGACAGCCGCCGAUGCAUUGAGCCUCAGGCAAAAAUACUUCUCGGUAAGACAGCAACCGUUGUCAAGCACUCGACAAGACAUGACUUUGUCCUUUUCUACUUCUCCAUUUAUUCACAUCUCAAAUCUACUUGUCGCCGCCUUCCAGAAUGA